Molecule: messenger RNA, 669 nt
Organism: Nycticebus coucang (slow loris)
Lineage: Eukaryota; Metazoa; Chordata; Mammalia; Primates; Lorisidae
Product: glutathione S-transferase A4-like
Exons: 1
Coding region: 1-669 (222 amino acids)
Biological process (GO): glutathione metabolic process; xenobiotic metabolic process
Molecular function (GO): glutathione transferase activity
Source: RefSeq, a predicted model, not a curated record
AUGUCAGCCAAACCCAAGCUCUGUUACUUCCAUGGCAGGGGCAGGAUGGAGUCUAUCCGCUGGCUGCUGACUGCAGCUGGAGUGGAGUUUGAAGAAGAAUUUUUUGAAACAAGAGAACAAUAUGAAAAGUUGCAGAAAGAUGGACGCCUGCUUUUCGGCCAAGUGCCUUUGGUUGAAAUUGAUGGAAUGCCGCUGACACAGACUACAGCCAUCCUCAGCUACCUCGCGGCUAAGUAUGACCUUUACGGGAAGGACCUGAAGGAGAGAGUCAGGAUCGACAUGUACACCGAUGGCACCCUGGAUCUGAUGAUGAUGAUAGCGGUGGCUCCUUUCAAACCCCCUAAAGAAAAAGAGGAGGCCUUGGCUUUAGUGGUGAAGAAAGCUAAAACCCGCUACUUGCCCGUCUUUGAAAAGAUUUUGAAAGACCAAGGAGAAGAUUUUCUCGUUGGCAACAAAUUCAGUUGGGCAGAUGUGCAAUUGCUGGAAGCUAUUUUAAUGGUGGAAGAAUUGGAUGCUUCUGUUCUUUCUGACUUCCCUUUGCUAACGGCAUUUAAAACAGGUAUCAGCAACAUCCCUACAAUUAAGAAGUUCCUGCAGCCUGGGAGUCAAAGGAAGCCGCCCCCGGACAGCCACUAUGUUGAAGUAGUCAGGAACAUUCUGCAGUUCUAA